AGACAACAGACGAAAACAAACCAAAAGUAUUAGUCCCCUAUAUAAGCCCGCGUUUUGUUUCGUAGUUUAGUCACAUUCAAAUCGUCUACUGAGCAGCAAGCAACUCCAAUAUCUUAAAAAUGAGAUUGCCCAAUUCAAGAAGCUAUACAGCAUUCCUGGCUGUCAUCGUUUUUGUGCAACUCACGUCAAGUUUGGCUCAGCCAAUUCGUUUGUCCCGUACGGCUGAAGUGGGAACGUCAGGUGGAAAUCUGCUCUACGCCAACACUCAGCAACGACCUAUGCCCCCUGCUUUGGUUCAGGGACAAGAUGAACAAAUAACAACAGAUGAAACUAUGACAGAUCUUGAAGAUGUUACUAGCUCACCGCUUGUUCCAUCAAAUGACAAAAUAAUACCUGCUGUAGUUGUAACUGUCAAUGAAGACAACAAAUUGGUGAGCCCCCAAGUACAGACGGAAGUCCCUGCUUCUCCAUCAGCACCAGAAGUUGAUCCUCCUCUGUUUUAUCCACCACGACCUGUCGAACAACCGAAAUACAGACUACCAGCACACUACAGUCCUCCUCUUCAGUCCAAACCACAACCUGCUCGCAGAUACAACAGCAAUGACAGACUUUUGGGAGAGGCUCCUUUCAAACCCAGCAUGUUGGGCUUUCCUCCGAUAACCAACACGCGUGAGAAUUUGGGUCUCCAAAUCAAUUGGGCGGCCAAAAUUGGUCGAGCCCAUCGCUCGUUUUACGAUUUCCUGUUGGCUUGAGAUAAAUGUAAUUAAUCUUCUAAUACUGGUGACUGUUGAGCUUUCGCUAGUAAAGUCAAAUUGUUGAAAUCUAUUCUCUGUGCAUGUGAACUGUCAAGAACAUCUUUUAAAACACUUUUUCUUAUCAAAAUUAUUCAGUCAAGCAAAUAAAUUGAUAAAACACAA
This is a messenger RNA of Daphnia pulex (common water flea), 917 nucleotides long. RefSeq lists its product as uncharacterized. Bases 120 to 752 code for a protein of 210 amino acids. NCBI's taxonomy places the organism in Eukaryota, Metazoa, Arthropoda, Branchiopoda, Diplostraca, Daphniidae. The record is from RefSeq and is a predicted model, not a curated record. The transcript is spliced from 2 exons.